CUGUAAAAUUAAAUGAAUUGGGACUUCUCUAAAAUGUUAGACAUGUAACUGUCGCUAUCACUAAUUUGACACAUUAUUCAGCGUGUAUCAUUUUAGGAUUCCAUUUGAAAGUGUAAGGUAGGAGAGAAAUGGAUAGGCAUAUGGGGAUACAAUUAUUUAAUUUAUAGGCGAGAUGAUGAAUGAGUGAUCGGCAACACUAUGAAUGUCCCGCCUACUUCCUGGAUCAUGCCCACUGUUUUUGAAUGGCAUUCAAAAUUAUAUUAAUCAAAUUCAUGAAAACGCAGUCAUUGAAGAUGUAUGUAAAAUUAUAUUCGUGGAUUAAUUUACUUAUAUCUGAUGCCUUUCAUGAACGUUUUCAUUGUUUGUAAUUGAAUACCUUCAUAACGAAUAGAAUUAUACAUAUAUCUUAAAAUAUAUAUUUCACAGGGACCUGCUGCGGACUGUGAGGCAGGUUGUUACUGUGAGUGAGUGGUUGGGGGGACCGGAUGGGUGUGUGUGUGUGAGUUGAGAGAGCACUACAGCUACUGGCACGCGCGCACGUAGUGACAUACAUUGCAGAAUAACUUAUUCCCUUCCCUUUAAUGUUACAGUUUUCCUCUAAUGUAGACGUUGUCUGGAGAGCUGCUGGAGUAGAUGAACUGUUGGCAUCCCGAGUGGCGCAGCGGUCUAAAGCACAGCUUGCAAUAAUGAUUAUGAAAACUGAAUUUAGCUUCCAACAUCGUUACAAGUUACUACGAUAAUAUUUGUCUCGGUAACAUUAUGGAAAAGGGGUUUACAAUAUAAAUGGCAACUCCUCUUGCUGUGAAAAAAAGGAGCUUGUUUUCAGGCCUUUUGGGCACUUUAUGAGUUGUCAUUGGUCUGGAAAUUUGCUUGACCUGGCAACCCUGCUCUUAGAGAGAAGGGGGAUAUCUGUCAGAAGUAAAACAUAGCAUUUUGUAUUUCAGAUCUGUUUCUCCAUUUCCUCAACACGGACAAUUUCCCUGUUUAAACAUCCUGACUUCCAUUCAUCUGUGAUCAUUAUUCAUAACUUCAAUAUUGAACCAACAUGGCCAUGUUCUACUUCUGACAUACAUCCUCCCUCUUUCCUUGAAGUAAGCACAUAAUUACAAGAGUAAGCAAUGGUUCUUUAUAUUAUAUAGCUUUUGCCUAUCCAUAUUGUAUAAAAUUUGUUCAUGUCUGCCUGUCGGUCUGUAAGAUGGGGUAUAUGCAGGAAGAGGAGCACACCACCAACAUGUUACACCUGAAGAGGUCGCCUGGGAUCCGCUCCUGGUCGCUGCUCAUAGGUAUUGCGUCCAUUGGCCUGGCUGCUGCAUACUACAGACUGUAUCCUGUGGAAGCUUUUCUACGUGACGGGCUGUCUGUUCGUGGCCAUGCAGAACAUGGAGGAGUGGGAGGAGGCAGUGUUUGAUAAAACCAAGAAAGUGAUAGAGCUGUAGACCUUCAGUCUGUAUGGUCUGAUUCUCACCAUGUGUAGCAGAGGCCAGGAGAAAGUGGUGAUGGACAUGAGGCACCUGCGUGACGUAUGUGUUCAGGAGGAGAAGGUGCGCUACCUAGGGAAGGGAUACCUGCUGGUGCUGCGACUGGCUACAGGUUUCUCCUACCCCCUCACACAGAGCGCCACCAUGGGGGGACACAGUGAUGUGGAGGCAGUGGCUUCGUUGCUCAAGCGUUUCCUGGGUCUGGAGGAGCUGCAGUGUCACUGGGAGCAGGAGGAAGAGGCAGUCAGGGAGGAAGAUGAACUGAACCCCAGCACUGACUCCGGAGAAGAGGGUGACUCAGUGCAGUAGAAGGAAAAGAGAUGAGGGGAAGCCACAGCAGACUUGAAAUGCACCCAAAUAUAUUUUACAGCAUUUUGUAGUAUCCCUGAUACUAUAAAUUGCCUUAAAUACACUUCAAUGGUAGAGUUUUCCACAGAAUAUUUAAACAAAGUCAUAGUUUGU
Oncorhynchus keta (chum salmon) is the source of this 1940-nucleotide messenger RNA. RefSeq names its product cytochrome b-245 chaperone 1 homolog. The transcript has 5 exons. The coding region runs from base 1467 to 1787 and encodes 106 amino acids. Lineage: Eukaryota; Metazoa; Chordata; Actinopteri; Salmoniformes; Salmonidae. The record is from RefSeq and is a predicted model, not a curated record.